CCGCGCUACCUCGGCGAUGACCGUGCCGGUGAGCCUGCGGGAGCUGCUGCGGGGCGGCGGCGGGGCAGAGGGGAGCGGCGGGGCGGGCGCCCCGCCCCCCGGCCCCGGGGAGGAGGAGGCGGCGGUGGUGUGCGUGGUGGGCAUCUUCGGCAAGACGGCCCUGCAGCUGAGCUCCGAGAAGGCGGCGCUGGUGAGCACCGUGUGCGACCGGCAGGUCUUCCCCCUCUUCCAGCGGGAGGGCGCGGGGCCAGGCCGGGCCGAGCCUAGGGCUGGCGGGGAGCUCGGGACCGGAGAGGAGGAGGAGGAGGAGGCCGCCGCCCCUCCUCCCCAGGACUACAACCUGCUGCAGGCCUAUUACAGCCAGGAGAGCAAGGUGCUGUACCUGGUGCUCACCUCCAUCUGCGACACCCCCCAGCUGCUGCAGGCCUGCAGGGACCUCAGCGCCGGGGACGCCAGGGUGCCGGGGCUCGGCCACCCCACUGGCGCCCCGCUGCCCCAUGCCGAGGCCCAUGAGUUCUGGAAGCACCAGGAGAAGCUGCACUGCCUGAGCCUCCUCUACCUCUUCUCCGUCUGCCACAUCCUGCUGAUGGUGCACCCCACCUGCUCCUUCGACAUCACCUAUGACCGUGUCUUCAGGGCCUUGGAUGGGCUGAGGCAGAAGGUACUGCCCUCCCUCAAGGCUGCCAUCAAGGACUGCCCGGUUGGCAAGGAGUGGAAGCUCAACUGCAGACCGUGCCCACCCCGCCUCCUCUUCCUCUUCCAGCUUAAUGGGGCCCUGAAGGUGGACCCCCCACCAGGCAGGGGGCAAGAUCUCUGUGGCCAGCUGGAGAAGCCUCCGCCCAAGAAGCAUUCACCCAAGAGGAGGUUGCAGCAUGCCCUAGAGGACCAGAUCUACCGCAUCUUCCGUAAGAGUCGGGUGCUGACCAACCAGAGCAUCAACUGCCUUUUCACUGUGCCUGCUAACCAGGCCUUUGUCUACAUUGUGGCUGGUGGGGCCCAGGAUGGAGAGGACCCGGUAGCCAUGCUGCUGGAGCAGCUCAGAGGCAACUGCACAAUGAAAGAGACAGAUUCCUUGCUGGCACCCACCUUGGCGGGGCCCAGGAGAUAUCAGAUGAUGAGACAUGGGAGGCAGCAGCUGUCCUUCCAUGUUGAGAGUAGCAGUAGCAGCUCCAGUUCCUCUGGGCAGUUGGUGGACUGCACCCUUAAGGAGUUCCUGUGGCAGCAUGUGGAGCUGGUGCUAAGUAAAAAAGGCUUCGAUGAUAGUGUGGGGAGAAACCCUCAGCCCUCUCACUUUGAGCUUCCCACAUAUCAGAAGUGGGUUGCUGCAGCUCAGAAAUUGUAUGAAGUUGCCAUUGAGGGGAAAGAUGAUGACCCAGCUUCCCCCGCUGGGGAACUGACCUCCAAAAUCAUGGGAAGCAUCAAAGUCUUGGAGGGGUACCUAGAUAUAGACACCAAGUUUUCUGAAAACCGUUGCCAAAAGGCUCUCCCCAUGGCCCACAGUGCCUACCAGUCCAACCUGCCCCACAACUACACUAUGACAGUUCAUAAAAAUCAGCUAGCACAAGCCUUGCGUGUGUACAGCCAGCAUGCCCGGGGACCAGCCUUUCACAAGUAUGCCAUGCAACUUCAUGAAGACUGUUACAAGUUCUGGAGCAACGGGCAUCAGCUUUGUGAGGAGCGAAGUUUAACUGAUCAGCACUGUGUGCAUAAAUUUCACUUACUCCCAAAAUCAGGGGAAAAACCAGAGCCAGAUAGAAACCCUCCAGUGUUGUAUCACAACAGCCGGGCUCGCUCCACUGGUGCCUGCAACUGUGGGAGGAAACAAGCACCCCGGGAUGAUCCCUUUGAUAUCAAAGCAGCCAAUUAUGACUUCUAUCAGCUGCUGGAAGAGAAAUGUUGUGGGAAACUGGAUCACAUCAACUUCCCAAUAUUUCAACCAAGUACACCUGAUCCAGCACCAGCCAAGAAUGAGACCUCACCUGCCCCUUUAGAAGGAGAAGUUGAGAAACUUAAAGAAAAAGAGCCUCAAACCCAGGGAGAAAGCACAAGCCUGAGUUUAGCCCUUAGUUUGGGUCAAUCGACAGAUAGCCUGGGCACCUACCCAGCUGAUCCUCAAGGUGGAGGAGACAAUGCAGAGACUCAUGGGCAAGCAUCAGAGUCUAAAAGCGAGAAGAGGCCAAGCUUGGUAGAUCGGCAGGCAUCCACUGUUGAGUAUCUUCCUGGCAUGCUCCAUUCUAAUUGCCCUAAGGGGCUUCUUCCCAAAUUCUCUAGCUGGUCACUGGUCAAACUUGGCCCUGCUAAGGCUUAUAACUUUCACACGGGCUUAGACCAACAGGGCUUCAUACCAGGAACAAACUACUUAAUGCCUUGGGACAUUGUCAUCAGGACAAGAGCUGAAGAUGAGGGAGAUCUGGACACUAAUUCCUGGCCUGCUCCUAAUAAAGCUGUUCCUGGCAAACGAAGUGCAGUUGUAAUGGGAAGAGGGAGGCGGAGAGAUGACAUAGCUCGAGCCUUUGUUGGAUUUGAAUAUGAAGACGCCCGUGGUCGGAGGUUCAUGUGUUCAGGGCCAGAGAAAGUCAUGAAGGUGAUGGGAAGUGGGCCAAAAGAAUCAGCUAUAAAAGCCCUUAAUUCUGAUAUGCCCUUAUACAUCCUCUCAUCAACUCAAGGACGAGGACUUAAACCAUAUUAUGCUCAGUUUAUAAGACUCUUUGUUGUGGUGCCAGAUGCUCCACUGCAGAUCAUACUGACACCUCAGGUUCAACCAGGACCUCCGCCUUGCCCUACAUUUUACCCUGAGAAACAGGAAAUAACCCUCCCGCCUGACGGACUGUGGGUGCUGCGAUUCCCUUACGCUUAUGUGACAGAACGUGGACCCUGUUUUCCUCCUAAAGAAAACCAGCAGUUAAUGAGUUAUAAGGUUGUUCGAGGAAUACUAAAAGCCAUUACACAAUAAGAAUUAUUCUGGUACAUUGGUCCUGGUUUAAGGUGACAUGUUUUCUGAAUCCAAAUUAUGGAUUUUGAUUCCUGACUGUUGAUACUUAAACAGUAAUCACUGCUUGGUAUAGUGAAACCACUGCAUGUAAAGUGAAUAGGGUCCAGAUUCAGAAUAAAGAUCUGAGUAUCAAAGUGGAGAAAAGAACAUGGCAACUUUCUCUGUUUACCUAUUCAGUUUUCAUAUGUAGAAACCAGCGACUUUUAAUUUAUCUUUAUAUGUCUGAGCCUGUGUCCCUACAUGUUUUGAUGAGUCAGCUGUGUGUCGCUAAUUACAUAUUAAGGAAUUCACAUUAAAAUUACCCCUGCUUGGAAUCAAGCUGUUUACUUGUCAGAUAAAGACAGUGAGAAGAGAACCUUUUUCUGUCUCUGUAACCUGACUUUUUAAAUCAAAAAUAUGGACUCUUAUUGUGUUAUCAGACACUUUGUAUUUGAGUUUUUAAAAUGUAAUUACAGAUAUCUUUUGUCAUUUUUGGAUUUGUCCUCUCAAUUCCAUCAGAGCCAGGAACCCUGUUCAUUCAGGUCAGAAAUAUUUUUUAAAAAGCAAAUUAAAAAUGUCUACAUUCGUGGAUCAGACAACCAGACCUUGUUUUUGACAAUUAUCUAUCCAGUGCCAUAGCUGUGGUUAUAAGAAAUCAGCUCCUACAACUAAGUCAAGGUUAGGUGUGCUUU
This is a messenger RNA of Dermochelys coriacea (leatherback sea turtle), 3663 nucleotides long. It is a transcript of the gene SMG8, whose product is annotated as SMG8 nonsense mediated mRNA decay factor. NCBI's taxonomy places the organism in Eukaryota, Metazoa, Chordata, Testudines, Dermochelyidae. Gene Ontology annotation, biological process: nuclear-transcribed mRNA catabolic process, nonsense-mediated decay. Bases 17 to 2953 code for a protein of 978 amino acids. The transcript is spliced from 4 exons. The record is from RefSeq and is a predicted model, not a curated record.